AUGCAGGUGACGCAGCAGCGUCAGCUUCUGCUGCCUUUGCUGCUGCUGCUCUUCGUGCUGCAGCAGCAAGCGGUAGGAGCUUCCGUUCUUUUGCUGCAGUCGCGGCUGCCUCCCAUAGCUUUCUUGGCCAAAGACACAGCAACAGCAGCAGCAGCAGCAGCAGCUGCUGCUGCUGCAGAGGGCGGCGUUUGUUGGAAUACAGCACUGCCACGUUGUGCAGCAGCAUCACACUCAGCAGCAAGAACAGCAGCAGCAGCAGCAGCAAAUGCCAGUGCUACAAGCGGGCCAAGUAGCUCUGCUUCCGCGGAGGAUGCUUCGUCUGCUGCAGCAUUAGCAGCAGCAGCAGCCGCAGCUGCAGAACAAUCCAAGGAACCCGCUGAGGACCAGCAGCAGCAGCAGCAGCAAGAGCAGCAGCAGCAGCAGCAGCAGCGCAGCACGAAGCGGCGAUCUUUAGAGAAUGCAUUAGAGGAGGAAAUCUCUGAUGGCAGCGAAGACCUUUGGGCAUUUAAUGAAAAAGAUCCCGUUCCUUCAGGUGCAGCAACUCAGAGAUUAUUAUCCGUUGCAAAUCGUUUGGCAUUGCGAAGACAUCCAACAGACACGGGGAGCAGCGAAGUACAAAUAGGAAUUCUUACAGCAAGGAUAAGCCAUCUUACCCGCCAUCUUCUGCAACACAGAAAAGAUUUUGCAACCCUAAGAGGCCUUAAAGUUCUUGUUGCAAGACGCCGCAGGGCUGAAGAGGAGAGACGGCUGCAGCAGAAACUACAAGUGCGGCCCUCUUUGCUGCUGAAGGCCUUCGAAGACGGGGCCCCCAACUCAGAGGGGGCCCCCAACCCAGAGGGGGCCCCCAACUCAGAGGGGCCCCCCAAUACAGAGGGGAGCCCGAGUUCCGAUGGUCCCAUCGGGGGCAACCCUGCAUAA
Molecule: messenger RNA, 918 nt
Organism: Eimeria maxima
Lineage: Eukaryota; Apicomplexa; Conoidasida; Eucoccidiorida; Eimeriidae
Product: ribosomal protein S15, putative
Exons: 4
Coding region: 1-918 (305 amino acids)
Biological process (GO): translation
Cellular component (GO): ribosome
Molecular function (GO): structural constituent of ribosome
Source: RefSeq, a predicted model, not a curated record